AGGUAGAAAUGAUGGAGUCUAAAAUAGAGCAGCUGAUGGAAACGCUGGCUGAUCUGGUUCCCAGUGAGCUGCAGAUCUUCUACAAGCUCUUGAUGAAAACAAUGAGCUGUGAUUGGAUUCCUGUGAAGAAGCUGGAGCAGCAGAGCUUGGUGUUUUCACUGGUGCGGACACACGCUGGACAGUGUGUGGAGGUAGCUAAGAAGAUCCUAAAGUCUAUGCGGAAGAUAGAUCUGCUGGAACAGAUGGAGGACAGCGGCCCCAGAGCAAAAAAAAAACGGUUUGAUGAGCUUCUGUCUGCAGAAAUCCACAGAGUUUCGGCCGUGGCUGUAACCAAAGAUCUGGUUCUGGAAACGCUGAAUGACCUGAAGGGAAGUGAAUUCAUGAAAUUUAAAUGGUUCCUGCAGCUGACUCAGUUCCAAAGGCGUCUUCCACAAAUCCCAUGGAGCGAGAUGCAGUUUGCAAACAGGACAGACUUGGUGAUGAUGAUGUGGACUACAUGUGGUGACGAGUGUCUGCAGGUGACUGAGGAGGUUCUGACGGACAUGAAAAGGUCUGAUCUGGUGGAGAAGCUUCCAGUGCAAAGUUCCCGCUUUAAAGUGAAGGCCUCUGUGAGCGAAGCUUGGCCUGAACUGAAGCAGGAAGUAAGAUACAUGGAGUCCAUUAUCAAGUGGCUGCUGGAACAGCUGGAUGGUCUGACUGUCAGGGAUCUAAAAGAUAUCCAGAAGAUCCUUAGUUGGACCCGGUGCAACAGUCCGUACUUAUGCGUCUCAUCGAGGCUUCUGGGCAUGGAGGCUGACCUGCAGGACACUGUGUUUCUAAUGGUGCAGACCUACAGCCACCAUCCUGUGGAUAAGAUGGUGAAACUGUUCCAGAGCAUGAACAGGGAGGACCUGGUGUUUAAUCUCAUUCAAUCCACAGAAAAGAAACUUUAUGAGAGGAAACGGAGCUCCAGUGUCAUCCAGAAAGUGGCAUUAAUGGCAGCUGUUAAACAUCUGCUCCUGGAAACCUUCAACUCUCUGAGUCAAGCUGAGUUUUUUCAGCUCAAGAGGCUCCUUUACCCGAAUUCCUCACAAACCACAAAGUUGAGUUUGACAGAAAUGGUGAAUGUAAUGGUGGAGGAGCUGGGAGCAAAGGCUGUGGAGGAAACCAGGAAAAUCUUCAAGCACAUGAACAGAGCCGAUCUGCUGGAGGUGCUUCCAGAGACCGGCUGUGGAACAGAAAUCCCAUCUACAUGUUUGGAUGCUGUGAAAAGUGAAAGUCCAGAGCUGGACUCCAGCAGCUGGACCAAAGUUGACCCUGAGGUGGACAGGACAUCUCCAGAUGAAGCACAAACAUUCAGCCUCCGGUCUGAAGCGGGCCGCUUUGAAUGCAGCGUCUCUGGUCUGCGUUGGUUCUGCCAGGAAAAGGUGGCCUUUAGGUACCGGUUCUGCUCGUGGGAUGGCCACAUGGAGAGGAUGGAGAGCAGAGGAUACAGGCCUGCAGGUCCUUUAAUGGACAUCACUGUCUCUACUGGGACGAUGCUGGAGGUCCAGCUGCCUCACUGGGUCCACAUCGAAGAUGUUCCUGAGUUAUUGGACAACUUUGCUGUCCUGCAUGUAACAGACUAUGGAGAUGUCCUGGAAAAAGUGGCCCGGGUCACAGAGACUCAUCUCACGUUAACAGAACCAGCUUUCUCCUUGUGGGCACCUCUUCUAAACAUCUUCUUCUCUCCACGAAUCAACUGCUGUAACACAUUAAUAUACUAUCAGCCCAACAAGCCGUUCCUCAAGCUGCACGUUUACCUGAUCCUGCCGGAUCCUGCUCUGAAACAGUCGAUCUACAAAGAUGAAACCUCUGGGGGGUAUGAAGCAAUCAAGAAGCCCCACCCAGACCAGCGUCUGAAGAUGGACUGUGGUUUCACCCUCAAGGCUUCCGUAGAGACCGCCCACAUUCAGCCCCCGCAAAUAACUCUGAGGCACGUCAGCCAGGAUCCAAACUUCUACGAGGUGUUCAUUGAGAAUCCAGACAGAAAGUUUAACCUGGAGCUGCUGCAGACCGGUUCAGAAACAGUUUGGUUCUGUGAAAUUCGUAAAGAUGAUUAUCCUAAAUCUGGUUUGUCUGCAGAUGGAGGAUCUUCAACAGAAGCUGUAGCUGUGAAAGCAGAAGAGGAGCACUUUGUGGACAAACACAGAAAAGAGCUGAUCCAGAGAGUGAGCAACAUCAAACCCAUUUUAGAUGGACUUUUCCAGGAGAAAGUUCUCCUGGAUGAGGCCUACGACAGAAUAAGAUCUCUAGCGACCUCCCACGAUCAGAUGAGGGAGAUAUUCCUCUGCAUGAAAGCUGGAGAUGCCUGCAAAAAUAUCUUCCUCUCCAUUCUUCAAGAGAAUGAAAGAUUCCUCAUAUCUGAGCUAAAGGGUUAACGAGUCGACCAGAGCGACCCAGACUAGUUAGUGAUGGUUACCUGCAUUUGGACUGACCUCUUUUAAAGCUAUUCUGGAGGAUUUUUUUCACCCUUUACACAAAUAAAUAUAUUUCUUUAAAUAAAUCAAAAUUAGGCUUAAAAUUAAUAAAAUAAGGACAAAAACAUUUAAUGAAGAGGAAGCAUCAAUUUUCUUCUAUAGGAUAUUAAUAUAUUAUUUUAUUUAAAACAUUAACAGUUUAAGUUAUUGACAAGAAAUAUUGAUCUAAAAACCUAUUUCUGAUUCUUUAAUGUUAUUUUGUUGUGAAAAUUCUAUAAAAAAUUUUUUUAAAUAUUC
This is a messenger RNA of Cyprinodon tularosa, 2735 nucleotides long. RefSeq lists its product as uncharacterized. NCBI's taxonomy places the organism in Eukaryota, Metazoa, Chordata, Actinopteri, Cyprinodontiformes, Cyprinodontidae. The record is from RefSeq and is a predicted model, not a curated record. Gene Ontology annotation, biological process: innate immune response; inflammatory response; regulation of apoptotic process. The transcript has 16 exons. The coding region runs from base 9 to 2399 and encodes 796 amino acids.